This is a messenger RNA of Salvia miltiorrhiza (redroot sage), 1080 nucleotides long. RefSeq lists its product as uncharacterized. The record is from RefSeq and is a predicted model, not a curated record. The transcript is spliced from 4 exons. Lineage: Eukaryota; Viridiplantae; Streptophyta; Magnoliopsida; Lamiales; Lamiaceae. The coding region runs from base 1 to 1080 and encodes 359 amino acids.
AUGGAAAGAGGGUUGAGGCAGGGAGACCCGAUGUCUCAUUUCCUUUUUCUCAUCGCGGCGGAAGGGCUUCAUGCGCUGAUUGAGAGAUCCAUGGCAAAACAAUGGCUGACACUGGCGGUUAUUGGUAAGGAGAAGGUCCGUAUUUCUCACUUGCAAUAUGCAGACGAUACAAUUUUCACCCUUGAUGAGAAUGAAAGGAAUGCAACAGUGGUUAAAAAUCUCCUCAAUCUGUUCCAUUUUGUCUCGGGUUUAGGAGUUAACUUUAACAAGAGCAGUCUUUACAGCAUGGGGGUGGAUGAUGCAAAGGUUCAGCGAAUGGCGGAGGUGCUUAAUUGCAAAGUGUCUGCUCUACCGUUCAAAUAUCUUGGGGUCAUGGUUGGAGGACGCAAUAAUAGUGUUAUUGAUUGGAAUGGUGUUGUUGAAAAAGUUCGAAGGAAAAUUGACGGAUGGGAGAAGAGGAAACUUUCUUUGGUAGGUCGUAUCACGCUGAUCAAAGCUGUCUUGCAAGGGAACUCUGGGGCUAUUGCGUGGAUUAAAUGGGAUGUCCUCUGUUCAGGUAAAAGUGAAGGAGGGCUGGGGUUUAGGAACCUUGAAUGGUUCAGUUCGGCUCUUGUUAGUAAGUGGGUCUGGAGAUAUUUGGAAGGAAAAGAGGCUCUGUGGGUUAGGGUGGUGAGAUCAGUUCAUGGUGAGCAAGAUUCGAAGGAUAGAUGGCGGUGGAAUGCAAAUAAAGUUGGGAGUUACACGACCAAAUCUGCCUAUGCUGUCAUCGCUGAAAAGGAGUCGGAGGACUCACCAAAUGUUAGCUCGAAAGAUGUUCUUGCUAAGAUUUGGAAGGUGGCGACUCCAUACAAGGUUCGAGUUACGGCGUGGAGAUGCUUGAAAAAUAGGCUUGCAACAUGUGACAACCUCCUCAAGAGAAAUAUGAAGUUGAAUGUGGAAGAAACCUGUUCGGCCGAGGAUCAUGGUGAUGCAUUAUUCGACGUUCUGUUACCUUGGAAGAGGGAAGAAGUGCCGCAAGUUCCUACAGAUGCUUUGGGCUGUUACCAUUUGGCUCAUGUGGGAAAAAAGAAACAAGAGUAG